This is a messenger RNA of Diplodia corticola, 600 nucleotides long. Its product is annotated as mitochondrial hypoxia responsive domain containing protein. Gene Ontology annotation, biological process: mitochondrial respirasome assembly. Lineage: Eukaryota; Fungi; Ascomycota; Dothideomycetes; Botryosphaeriales; Botryosphaeriaceae. The coding region runs from base 1 to 600 and encodes 199 amino acids. Gene Ontology annotation, cellular component: mitochondrion. The transcript is spliced from 2 exons. The record is from RefSeq and is a predicted model, not a curated record.
AUGUCCGACGCGCCACUUCCCUCGUCCUUCGACGGCAACGAAGACUUCUACUCGGAAAACCGCAUGCAAAAGCUCACGCGCCGGCUGCGCGAAGAGCCGCUCAUCCCACUCGGCUGCCUCCUCACCUGCUGGGCGCUGAUCGGCGCGAGCCGGGCGAUGAAGGCGGGCGACCACCACCAGACGAACCGCAUGUUCCGGCGGCGCAUCUACGCGCAGGGCUUCACCAUCGUCGCCAUGGCCGCCGGCUCCAUGUACUGGUCCGAGGACCGCGAGAGGCGCAAGGAGUUCGACGCGCUGCAGCAGCAGAAGAAGGCCGUCGAGAAGCGCGACGCCUGGCUGCGCGAGCUCGAGGCGAGGGAUGAGGAGGAUAAAGCCAUGCGGGCGCGGUUGGAGAAGAGGAGGGCGGCGAAGAGGGAGAGGGAGAGGGAGGCGCGGGCGGGCGCUAAGGAGGGCGGGGGCGAGGGCGAGGGCGAGGGCGCCGCCGGGGCUGAGGGGGCUGGCGUGACGGAGGCGAAGAGCGUGGUCGAGGGUGGGGAGGGGAGGCCGGCCGAGGGCGGCGUGGUGGCGGCGGUGAAGGAUUUGUUUGCGGGGAAGAAGUAG